AUAAACGUUUUUGGUGUACACCCACGAUCCCGGUCAAUAUAUUAUAAGAUUAAUUCAUAUAAUUGUGUCUGUCUCUGUUAAUGUUGCGUCAACCCACUGUUGUCUUUACUUUUUAAAUUAUGUAAACUGGGAGGCACAAAUUCAUCACUCAUCAGCUUAACAGCAUCUCGUUCUCUUCUUCCUCUGUUCCAUCUCAAAUCUCAGCACUCUUUGACUCCUCCGCUUUUUUCUGUUUAUGGGGUUAUUUGAGAAAAGAGUUUGAGACAGAGGACUGCAUAUUUUCAUUCUGGUUUUGGUUUCUAAGUAGAGACAGGGAACGAUGGCAGAAGGUGGAACAACUCUGGAGUAUACGCCUACUUGGGUUGUGGCUGUUGUCUGCAGUGUUAUCGUUGUCAUCUCUCUUGCUGUCGAACGAAUCAUCCACUUCCUUGGCAAGUAUCUCAAGAAAAAGAACCAAAAACCUCUCUUUGAGGCCUUGCAGAAGAUAAAAGAAGAGUUAAUGCUUUUGGGGUUCAUAUCACUGUUGCUGACAGUGCUCCAAAAUCGGAUUGCCAGAAUUUGCAUAUCGGAGAAAUUGGCCAGCAAGUGGUUGCCCUGUGAGAAAGAGGAAGAAAGUUCAUCUACCACUGCCCAUUUCCAAACCCUCUUGGAUUCCUUUAUUCCGGGGACUGCCCGUCGUCUCCUUGCCGAGGCCUCUGCUUCCACCUGUUCAACGGGAAACGUUCCGCUUUUAUCAACUACCGCGCUUCACCAUCUUCACAUAUUUAUCUUUGUGUUAGCCGUUGUGCACGUGGCUUUCUGUGCUCUAACCAUUCUUCUCGGAGGUGCAAAGAUACGUCAAUGGAGAUAUUGGGAGGAAUGCAUAGUCAAAAAGAAUUAUGAUACAGAAAGAGUUAUAACAAAAUUCACGAAGGUCCAAGAUCAUGAAUUCAUCCGGGGUCGAUUUAGCAUGAAUUCAGCUUUGGUAGGGUGGUUGCUCUCCUUUUUCAAGCAAUUUUAUGCAUCAGUGACCAAAGCAGAUUAUGAGGCACUCCGACUGGGCUUCAUUAUGACUCAUAGCAAGGGAAACCCAAAGUUCAAUUUCUACGGGUACAUGAUACGUGUCCUGGAAGCCGAAUUUAAGAAAGUCGUUGGAAUAAGUUGGUAUCUUUGGUUAUUUGUAGUCAUCUUUUUGUUGCUGAACAUCUCUGGUUGGCAUGCAUAUUUUUGGAUCUCAUUCGUUCCCUUCAUUCUUCUACUUGCUGUUGGCACCAAGUUGGAGCAUGUGAUUUGCCAGUUGGCGCAUGAGGUUGCAGAGAAACAUAUAGCAAUUGCAGGGGAGUUAGUUGUUCGACCUUCAGAUGAUCACUUCUGGUUCCAUAGGCCCAAGCUUGUGCUCUUAUUGAUUCAUAUCAUCAUGUUUCAGAAUUCUUUUGAACUGGCAUUUUUCUUUUGGAUAUGGGUUCAAUAUGGAUUUGACUCCUGCAUAAUGGGAGAAAUCGGAUAUGUUAUACCUAGACUUGUUAUAGGAGCAUUCAUUCAGUUCUUCAGCAGCUACAGUACCCUGCCACUCUAUGCUAUUGUCACACAGAUGGGAAGUUCAUUUAAAAAGGAAAUAUUUCAAGAACAUAUACACGAAGGACUAGUUGGUUGGGCUAAGCAUGCCAAAAAGACCAAAGGUUUGAGAAAGGCUGCCAAUGGCUCUAGUGCUCAAGGUUCUAAUACCACUCAUGGUUCUAGCCACGAGGUUCCCAAAGAGACUGCUCCUUUGGCUGUUGAGUUGGCAGAAAUUGGUGAAACGGAAUCUGCAAUGGAAGAAGGCAAUGCAGGAGGGAUUGCACGUGCACAGAUCUCCCAUGGACAUAAAUGAACUGCCUCAGUGUGUCCUUCAAACCUCUCACUGAAGUUAGAGCUUUCUGUUUUCAAUAUAUAUUGCAUUGAUAUAUGAUUAAACGAUUUGGCUUUCUUGUAAAUUGGCUAGUAUCAGUAAGAAGAGCAAUUGAAGGUAAGACUUCUAGGAAUAUGUGAGCAUGUAUAUAUUUCUGGCCAAAAAAAGGGAAAACAAAUCGCCCUCUAAGUUUUGGUUUGCUGCUGUUAAUAACUUAAUUCAGUCUGUUGAUACGGUCGAAUUACUCCUGAACUUCCAGAUUAUUGUUAAAUGUCACAUGAGAGUGAUGAGUGAUCA
Molecule: messenger RNA, 2164 nt
Organism: Juglans microcarpa x Juglans regia
Lineage: Eukaryota; Viridiplantae; Streptophyta; Magnoliopsida; Fagales; Juglandaceae
Product: MLO-like protein 1
Exons: 14
Coding region: 320-1849 (509 amino acids)
Biological process (GO): defense response
Cellular component (GO): membrane
Source: RefSeq, a predicted model, not a curated record